AUGAGCUUUGUGCAUGUGAUGACGAUCACAUUCGUCCUCAACACUAAUGGCAGCGACCAUGCUGCUGCAAUCGCAGGCUCAUCAGCAGAUACGUCGGAACUUGAAGAGCCAAGCUUGUCCGCUGGGUAUCGUCAAGACGGCAAUGAUGGGCUCACGUCAGUACCACCAAUUGUACCAAGGACUCAGACAUGCCAUGACGCGCCGAGCUUCCUCCCUCAUUUGCAGGGCAUUGACAAUGACAACUUCUCAUCAAGUCUACCUUCCCACGAUGAUCCGAGGCUGAUCACCUGGUAUCAACACAAGUGGUAUCGACGAAAUGAUGAUACUGCACCAGUACCAAGCGGACCACCAAGCCAAACGUUUCAAGAGGGCCAAAGAUCGUUCCACCGGGGUGGUGUAGAGCCCAAUGAUGAUUCCAUGACAGAUACACCAGCAAUUCCGACGUCCCAGGACGAGUCGAGCUCAGUCGCCGAGAGCCCUGAAAGCAGUGACGAUGUUCCCAGGCGAAGGUGGCUGACACAACGACACAAGUACUCAGAGGAGCGGGGAUUCUAUAUCUGGUAUCAUCGGAUCGACUUGGGUCUGACGUGGGAUGAGGUUGUGGCGGCAUAUCGACGGCACUGGAGAGAUCAUCGAAGGAAAGGUGGCCUGCAGUGCAAGUUCUAUCGGCUUCUCGAACAGUAUGGAGUGAAACCUGUGCGAACCCACAGCAAACCUGGUCAGCCAUGCUCUGAGGAACAAAGAAUGAGGUACGGGGUGUUGAGUAAAACCGACCGUCGGUUCUUAUGGAUGAAGCAUGAGCACUUGUUCGACACCGCCGCUGCUGGGGAACGCCUGCCACUGCCACGUUUGGCACCUCGGCCACCACAGCCCGGACGGGGUCGUAGCAGACCUCGUUCAAGUUCAGCUCCUCCAGGAGCUCCAGGAUCGCCAACGUCGUCAGCAUCUUCAGCAUCCUCAGCGUCGUCGGCAUCUCCAAGACUUUCCACCUCUUCACAACCAUCAGCUUCACCAACAUCUUCCUCUUGCGAGCUCAGCAAUAUCUUGAAUUGA
This is a messenger RNA of Exophiala viscosa, 1053 nucleotides long. RefSeq lists its product as uncharacterized. The record is from RefSeq and is a predicted model, not a curated record. Bases 1 to 1053 code for a protein of 350 amino acids. Lineage: Eukaryota; Fungi; Ascomycota; Eurotiomycetes; Chaetothyriales; Herpotrichiellaceae. The transcript has a single exon.